GGGAACCCGGCCCCGAGCCGCGGUCUCCCCUGCGGGCGGCUGCUGAGUGGCCUCGGCCGGCGGGCCAGCGACCUGCGUCAGGCCGGCGUUCCUGAGGGAGCUCGGGCCGACAGGCACGGACCCCAUCAAGAAUCCUUCCAAGUUGGAUUUGCUGCGAUUUCAGGGCGUAAGGAAGGACCAACAGCAGCACGGACCCCAUCAAGAAUCCUUCCAAGUUGGAUUUGCUACGAUUUCAGGGCGUAAGGAAGGACCAACAGCAGCACGGAAUUCCUUAGCCCUUAUUCCCAGGGGACGCUGAAUUGAGAGAUGAUAUCAAGUGGGUUAGAAUAUGACCUGAAUGAGUGAGGGGCAUGAAAAAGGCACUGUCAUCACGUGAGGCCAGCUGGAGUUGCAGCAGACACUCAGUCUCCUGAGCUGCCCCUGCAUUUCCAUGUUUAACCUCUCAGGAUGCCUGAGAGCCAGGGGAAGGACGGUGAGAUCUACAGCAGCAGCAGCAGCUCCAACACUGGGGACUCAGUGGCUUCCUUUGGACAAUAUCAAUACACAGCCAGUGAGUAUCGGACUAUUCAGCACGCGCUGCGUCAGAGGCUGGGCCCAGACUACAUCAGCAGCCGGCAGGCAGGAGGAGGGCAAAAGGUCUGUUACAUUGAGGGUCACAAGGUCAUCAGUCUGGCCAAUGAAAUGUUUGGCUUCAAUGGCUGGGCUCACUCAGUCACUCAGCAGAAUGUUGACUUUGUUGACCUCAACAAUGGCAGGUUCUAUGUGGGUGUCUGUGCUUUUGUGAAAGUUCAGCUCAAGGAUGGGUCAUACCAUGAAGAUGUGGGAUAUGGAGUCAGUGAAGGCCUGAAGUCUAAAGCCUUAUCCUUAGAAAAGGCAAGAAAGGAGGCAGUAACAGAUGGACUGAAGAGAGCACUCAAGUGCUUUGGCAAUGCCCUUGGGAACUGCAUCCUGGACAAGGACUACCUGCGAGCCGUGAACAAGCUUCCCCGGCAGGUACCCCCUGAGUUAGACUUGGUCAAAGCUAAAAUACAGGACUAUGAGCCUGAAAUAGAGAAAGCAAGAUACAGCAGCUAUGUGGAAAGGCAGAACGCAGCAGGGAGACAGCACUGUGAGGUGACACCUGUCUAUAAGCCUGGCCAGACAGAGGCUGCUGUUGUGACAGCAGAUCAGAAACAGCCCAACGCUCCCAGAAGCACAGACUCCUUAGCCAUGGAGUAUGAUGCCACUUACCAGAGGAAACUGCGCCAGAAGCGGCUGCAGCAGCAGUUCCGGGAGCAGAUGGAGAAAAAGCAGCAGGUCCCAGGAGUUACUCCCAGCAGCAAACAGGCAAAAUCCGAUGCUCCUGUGAAGCACAGCACUCCAGCAGAAGUCCAACAGGAGCUGGCGAUAGAAGAGGAGUUCUUUGCAGAUGAUCCUGAACUUUGGGACAUUUCCUUGGAGAGCACUGACCUAAAGGUAACGGGUGUCAAAGAAUCAGAGCCCUCACCAGUUGCUCACCAGGCACCCAAGACGCCCCAUGGCCAUCAGCAGAUGGGCACUCGCUGCAGGACACCCCACAGGGGGAACCAGCACAAAGCUGCUGCCAGGCUGCCACAGAUGCAGUCCCCUUCUGCAGCCCCCAGCACCAGCUGUGCCCACCAGCACACCCCAGGGUGCAGCCCCCUCAGGAGAAGUCAGAGCUUGAAGAAAAGGAGACUGGAACCUACGUGAGGCACCCAAAUGGAUCUGUGCCUCUGUCAUGGAUUACAUCACAAGGCUGCAGCUGGCUUUCCAGUCACAUGGACUCUGCUGUAAAUUAUAGUGAAGCAACAUGUACUCUUAGGUUAUUAUGUAUUGCAGAUGACUUUGUCUAUAACCAAGCCAUUAGUUGUGCUUCUACAGCACGAGACUUGUGGCCAUAUUACAAGUGGCUAUUACCCGUAAAUUGCCUUAAGCAGUAACAGAAUGGAUUGUUAAAAGUGAGAUGCAGUUCAUAGCUUGUCUCUCCCUCAGUGCUGCAUUCCAGCACAGAGACGAGAGAUGUUCAGUACAACGGGGAGCAGAGGGGUUGUGGCCAGGGGACAGAAGGCACAAGCUAUGGCUGAGCACUCGGCCAGGCCAGGGGUGCUGCUGGCAGUGUCUGGGGUGCAGCCCUGCCCUUUGCCAUGGCUGUGCAGCCGGGGCAGAGCCCCGAGCUCCUGUUCCUCUUCCUGAGCCGCCUCCCUGCAGUCCGUGCAGCGGCAGCGCCUCCAGCUGUUCUGUGCCUGAGGGCAGUAGCGCUGGGCCCGCCAGCCUCACACGGUAGCCCCGUGCUUGCUCCGAUCCUUUGGAACAUGAAUGGGAGCUGAACUGCUGUUUUUAAAUAAGCUUUCAACCCCUUUCAAUACAGAAAUAAACAUUAGUUUAAAAAACAAACCCCGCUGGGUUCAUGCCUCUCUGCCCUGCUGCGUGGCCUCGAAGGAGGCACCAUGUUCUGAAGUGAAAGGGGCAGCACUGCACCUGCACAGC
This is a messenger RNA of Lonchura striata (white-rumped munia), 2487 nucleotides long. RefSeq names its product RAD52 DNA repair protein (gene RAD52). Gene Ontology annotation, biological process: double-strand break repair via single-strand annealing; mitotic recombination; DNA recombinase assembly. The record is from RefSeq and is a predicted model, not a curated record. Lineage: Eukaryota; Metazoa; Chordata; Aves; Passeriformes; Estrildidae. Gene Ontology annotation, cellular component: nucleus.